AGGUGAGUUAGCAGGAGGAGGAGGAGGAAGCGUGCGGAGCAGAGCGCUCGGAUAAUGCUAAAGUUACGGACAUCUGAGUGAACUUCUAGCAAUAAAUUUACUAUAAAUCUAAAAAUAUAUAUAUACAACAUAAACAUGUCAAAAAGAGAUACAUUUGGACCAGAUUACUUCCGUAUGGGUGAACAUGUGCGCAUCAUGCAGACGCGUGAGGCUGUGGUCAACUUGCUCCAUAGAGGAGGCACAGGAUACAAUCUGUUAGAUACCUUCAGUUUUGGUUGUGGAAUGGGUCUGGAUCACUACCCUACUGAGUUUGUGGAGUAUGUGGAAUCUUCUGAUGACGAUGAUGAUUUUGGCAGCCAAAACAAUAGAUACUGUGGUUUCUCUCCGAACUUUCUAAAUAGAGGGUUUCCAAACACACGGCCUGCAAUAGGCUGCUUUAAACCAGUCAAACGCAUCUCACCAGAGGAGGCAGCAAAAAAUGCUAAGGAACUGUUAGAUGAAGAGGAAAAACUUAAAAAAAAGGCAGAGAAGAAAAAACAGAAGAAAAUGCGGCAGCGAGAGAGACGUCGACUAGAAAAAGUAGAAAAAGAAAAUACUGAUAAAGAUAAAAACAAAAAGGUUGGUCCUGGUACAGUGAAAUCUAAACUUACAGAAAGUGGCUGUGGAAAUAAGGAUAAAACAAAUAACAAUGCACCUCUACAUCCUGACCAUUGCCCACAGAUCUCCUCUGUAGCUACAGACAGCAGUGACAGUUCUGAUGAGGAAGAUGAUGACGAUAAAGGAAGUCUAUCUGAUGAUCUCCAGGAACUGGACAUGAACAGCUGCUUUGUGACAAAUGCAGCAGCCAUUGCCAAACGCAAACUCGAACAGAAACCUAAAUCUGAUAGGAAAGACAAAAAAGCUGAGAACUCCAGGAAAUAUGAGGCAGAAAAGAAAACCGUAGCAGAGCCUCAGAUUAGGAAUCAUGAGAAUGAGGAGGGGUCAGGAGAGGCAGUAAAUGACUUUGUUACAAAGAGCAUGGAGCUAGCAGUGACGGGCAACGCAUAUGCACAAGCAGGGAAUUUGGAUAUGGCAGUGAAGUUUUUUACUGACGCUAUUAAACACAAUCCUAAAGAGUUUAAGUUGUUUGGGAAUCGCUCCUUCUGUUAUGAGAAAAUGCAACAGUAUGAGAAGGCCUUAAUAGAUGCUGAUAUUGCUCUGUCUUUAAACCCCACAUGGAUUAAAGGACUCUACAGAAAAGGCAAAGCACUGGUUGGGCUUAAGAGAUACUAUGAUGCUAGUCUGACCUAUAAGGAAGUUUUAAAGUUGGACAGCUCCUGUACUGAUGCUGCUCAAGAGCUGAUGAGGGUACGGAUAAUGCAGUUAAUGGAUAUGGGCUUCACUCGAGAACAGAGUUCAAAUGCUCUGAUUAUACAUGGAACAGUAGAAAAAGCCUUAGAAGCUCUCUCUGGGUUGCAGGGUAGUGUUGCAACUGCCACUGUGCCCAGUGAAGUGUCUGUUGAAGAGGAUUGGAUACGUGCAGAGAGAAAUCCUCAUCCUCAUAAAGUCCCUCUCAGAACAGUCCUUCAGAACCAGCCUAGAGCCAACACUGCAGUCAAGACUUCACCCCAAGAGCUGUUUCCCAUCUGGGUCGGGGAUCUGGUACCUGCCUUAUCAGAGUCAAAGAUCUAUGAACUCUUCAGGGUCCAUGGGCCAGUCCAUAGUGUAAGAGUACUGCAGGACAAACGCUGUGCUUUUGUCAACUACAUCAACAAAGAGGACAGUAAAAAAGCCAUCCGAGAUAUGCAUGGUUAUGCUAUUGCAGGAACUUCUCUUGUGGUGCGUUAUCCGGACAGAAUCUACACACAUCUUGGCGCAUCCAAAACAGCAGCAACAGACACAGGGAAGGUUAGUAAACUACCUGAGGAAUGUUUUUUCUGGAGGACAACAGGCUGCAUUAAGAACAAUCGCUGUGCUUACAAACAUGUACCAGAACACAAAGGCAUUGAUCGACCAAAAGCUAAAUGAUGACAGAAUGUCUGAUGUUAAUCCACAGUACAAGAUAUUUUAUCUCCCAUUUAGUAAAGAAAGCUUAUGAUGGGAUACAUAACAAAAACACCACAUGUACUAAUAAAUAAGAGGCAAUCGAUGGGAUGCUCAGAAGAUUUUCAGUAUGUAUUUCUGUUACUGUUUGCAACAAUCGAUUACUAGAGUUGAAAGCUACCGUGCUCACCUUGUCUGUGGUUAGAUCUGAAUUGCCCUCCUUAAUGUUGGGUUCACUGUGUGUGCAGCAUCACUCUAAUUCACAUAAUAUUCCCAUACCAAGUUUAUCUAAUCCUCGCUUUUUUCAACAAGUGCUUAAAACCAAAUCUAAAUUCUGUUUUCCUUGCAUGAAUACUUGGAUUAAAGGCAAGCUUACUGCAAAUUUUUCAUUUCUUGCACUUUAUAUUUUAUUUUUCAUUGAAGAUUUAGUUUUAAUUACGCUUUCAUGUCUUAAACCAGAGGGUGUUUUGACUUUGUAAGUCUUAAUUGGGCCAGGAAAAAGUCCAUGCUUAGACUCAUCCUCGUCUCCUCUAGUGUUUUAUUUACUAAUUGAGUAAUGUUAUGGGGGUAUAUUAAUCUCACUGGGGCAGUUAAAACAGCCAAACCUUUUUUUAUAAAGUGUAAUAAACAUGCCAAAACUGUAUUAUGUUGCCUUUUUUACAAAUUGAAAGUCUAUGUACCACAUACAGUGCUAUGAUAUUGUACUGUAAAUGUUUUGUGAUUACACAAAUUAGCAUGGCAUUGCUGUUUUUUCAUUAUUUGUUUCCUGUGUACCCACAAAGACACAAGCAACAGGCACAAGCACAUGCAUUGUUUACUGGUUUUCUGUCUUAGAUUCUGUGCAUUGCGUUUAGAUUUGUUAUUCUGUGCCUUUCAGAGAGAAUGACAUAGAGGGAAAUAAAUGGUCAUACAUUAUGCAAUUGAUUUCAAUCCAGACACAAGUUAUGCAUUCAUUUUUAUAAAUCUCCAUCUAUAAACUAUAAACUGAGCUAAAAAAAAUGGGUUGGGAGGUAGGGGUCAAAAUAAUAUUGUAUUCAUUUGCCCUUGUAGUAUUCCAAGAUUAUUUUUAAGUCUUCAGAUAGAGAUGCCAACCUCAUUUCAAUUGCCUAAGAUAGUUCAAACAUAUAAAGCUGAAAAUGUACAUGUAAUGUCUUAUUUAACACAAAUCA
Molecule: messenger RNA, 3191 nt
Organism: Colossoma macropomum (tambaqui)
Lineage: Eukaryota; Metazoa; Chordata; Actinopteri; Characiformes; Serrasalmidae
Exons: 18
Coding region: 136-2007 (623 amino acids)
Molecular function (GO): RNA binding; protein binding; metal ion binding
Source: RefSeq, a predicted model, not a curated record